AUGGUAGAAAUCAUCAUUCGUGGUAAUCCCCGAACUCCGCCGCCCCCAGCCCAGACUGAAAAAGAUGACAUUUUGUGCUAUCUCUCUGAAUUUGAUGCGGUAGCUGAGCAUGCAGGUUGGACUGAGAACUCAAAGGCUUUACAGCUUAGGUCACUUUUAACCGGAGAAGCUCGAGAAGUGUCGCAGCAAGUGACUUCGGGAUACAGAGAUCUGUAUAAGGCUCUUUUGAAUCGAUUCGGCAAGCGCCGAGCAGACUACUUUCAGUUCCUGGAGGAAAUUAAACGUAGACCAGGAGAGACUUACAGAGGAUUAAUGUCGAGAAUAGAUCUGUAUUUGAGUCGUUUCAUUGAUGAGAAAGAUCCCGUACAAAAGUUCCGAGAAGAAUAUUUCUUAAAGGCGUUAUCUCCUCAACAAGCCCAGUGGAUUAGACGGAAUAAGGGAAGUAGUGAGUUAGUUGAAGCUGCUGAGGAUUACAUUCUACCAACAAAAUCGGCCGAGGACAGAAAACUUCAAAAUCCUAAAGUGUUAGGUGAGAAGAAGAGCCAGGAACAGGGGAACUCCGGAAAACAGAAAGGUUUGGAAAAAGUGAAAUGUUUUAGCUGUGGGAACUUUGGACAUUAUGCAAACAAAUGCCCAAAGAAAGGUAAUCUAGCGUCGUGUUUCGUGAAAGGAGCAUUAUGGGGUUUACAUUAUGUUCCGGGAAAAGUGGAUGAUAUGGAAGUGUCAAUGGUCAAGGACACUGGAGCAUCUAUGACGCUAUUGCGGGAGGAUCUUGUUGAUCCAAAAUGUGUUCUACAUGGACAAACUACUUCCUUGGUUACAGCUAUUGGACAGCCAUUCGAGGCUAAGUUAGCAGUGGUUAACCUGGAAACACCAAUGUUUAAGGGACAUGUUCAGGUAGGUUUAGUACCUGAUCUGGUUGCAGAUGGUUUAUUGAGAAUAGAUGUUCUGGAGAGGAACAAAGUUGCAGCUGUGGUUACGAGAGCCAAAGCAAAAGAACAAGAACAAAAUGAAUUAAGUGCCAAAAAUCGCAUGAAUAAAUGUGAUGUCGUACCAAGGGACUUAAACGUCGUGGUAACUAACGAUGAUGCUGGUGAAGUGAACCUUGAUUUACCGGAAAUUUCACUGGAAAAGUUGAGCGUGGUGAAUGGAAAUAAACUAUCGAAUCUUCAGAAACAAGACCCAACACUCAAAAAUUGUAGGGAUAAAGCAUUCAAAAAUGUAUCACAAACUGAGACAGAACAUAAAGCGUUUUACUGGGAGAAUGACAUACUGAAACGAAAAUGGACUUCCAAGAAAAAGAAUCUGUCGGGAACACAAGUGGUGCUUCCAGCAUCGCUAAGAAAAGCAGUGAUGAAGCUGGCACAUGAUCAGCCAAUAGCUGAACAUUUAGGAACUGAGAAGACCAAACAACGUAUUCUUGCGUCAUUUUAUUGGCCUGGAUUGUUCCAAGAUGUGUCGGACUACUGCGCAGAAUGUGACACCUGUCAAAAAGUGGCAAAAAGAAGUGCGGAAAGAGCUCCUAUGGUCAACACACCUAUCAUAACUGAUCCGUUUUCAAAGAUCGCAAUGGACAUCGUUGGCCCACUCAAUAGGACAACUCAAGGUAACAAGUACAUUCUGACUGUCAUUGAUGAAGCUACGAGAUACCCAGAAGCAUUUGCUUUACCAAGUUCUGAAGCUGAACGAAUAUCCGACACACUCAUUACAUUAUUUAGUCGAGUUGGAAUUCCUAAAACCAUUCUCACUGACCAAGGAUCAAAUUUCACAAGUGCGCUCCUGAAAGAUUUAUAUGAGAAAAUCAAAAUCAAGGGAAUAACUACAACGCCUUAUCACCCGCAGGCUAAUGGCAAAGUUGAAAGAUUUAAUGGAACGUUAAAAUCAAUGUUGAAAAAGUUGUGUAUGGAGAAUGGCGAAGAUUGGGAUGUACUACUUCCAUAUGUACUUUUCGCACACAGAGAAGUCCCACAUGAGGAGACUGGCUUUUCACCAUUUGACCUGUUGUACGGAUGGCCAGUACGUGGUCCUCUUAGUGUUUUAAAGAGCUUUAUGACUGGUGAGGAGGAAAUAAAAACUUCAGAAAUAGAUCAUGUCGUCAACAUUCGAAACAAACUGGCUGAUGUGACACAACUCGUGCAAAUUAAACAACUUGGAAAUGAGGCAGUCGAAAAUCAAAGAUUGGUAUGA
Molecule: messenger RNA, 2187 nt
Organism: Saccostrea cuccullata (small rock oyster)
Lineage: Eukaryota; Metazoa; Mollusca; Bivalvia; Ostreida; Ostreidae
Exons: 2
Coding region: 1-2187 (728 amino acids)
Biological process (GO): DNA integration
Molecular function (GO): nucleic acid binding; zinc ion binding
Source: RefSeq, a predicted model, not a curated record